UCUAUUAUUUGUUUUACACUCGAUAUCAUUAAUCGGCCUCUAGUUCAUACAACUAACAUAUUGAUGAGGUCUUCAUUGGGAAUUGAGAACAACUCGAGUGAAAACUUUAGCAUGUAGCUCUCGCUGUGUUAGGUGGGACUUAUUAUCUACUACGAAUCAAUAUCAAAGACAACUUGCUACAGAAACGGAGAUGUUUACUUUCCGACAGGUAGCAGCAGAUAAUUGCUGCACGUGAAAUGUUGUCGUCUGUUGAAUUAAAACUUAGGAUAGCUUCAAAUUAGUUUAGUCAAGACCAAUGCAUCAACAUGGAUUGUGAUAUUAAUGAAACGACGUCAUCCUUACAGGAAGUGAAUAACUUUACCGGAAACGAUUCGGAACACACAAUACUUAAAGGCAUUCGGAACGUUUUUUACGACUAUGGUCUUCCGAUUGUUUGUUUGUUUGGAAUUGUGGGAAAUAUGCUCAAUCUAGCGAUUCUUACAAGGAGAAAACUAAAGAGAUCUUAUCGUACUGUGGAGCAAGCAGCAAAUGUUUGCUUGAUCGGAUUAGCAUUGUCUGAUUUAUUAUUCUGUACGUUUGCCUUUCCCACUACUUUUCUCCCUCGAGAUAAUAAUUUUCAGAGGAAGAAUUUUAUAUUAUAUUAUGGGAUGUAUUCAACAGCCUUUAUUAACGUGUUUAUUAUGGCUAGUACCUGGAUGACCGUUACAAUGGCAACGGAACGAUAUAUUGCAAUUUGUCAUCCGCUGAAUCAGAAGUUGUUUAUGACCUUGAGAAAGACAAAGUUAAUCAUAGUGAUAGUCUAUAUCGUGGCUUUUGCUUUUAAUGUUCCGGUUUUAUGGAGGUAUAAAAUAGAGGAAAUAUGUAUAAUUAAUUCUACAGACUUUAUCUACCGAUUAGAUCCUGUACCUCUUGGAAAUGACGCACUAAAGGACAAUGUCUAUAGAAUAUUGUGGGCCAUUAUGGGCAACUUUAUCCCUCUUGUUAUUCUUAUUGGAACUAACAUAAAAAUAUGUUGGAGAGUACAUAAAUCUUACAAAUAUCGACAGAGGUUUCAGGUGAAACACCGAGAACGGACUGAUUCUAGUAAUACUUUAACGAUUACCCUUAUUACCAUUGUUGUCAUGUUCUUCAUACUAGUUGCUCCAUCAGAAAUUGUUUUAUUCUUUAUUGCAGGAAUAAGGCGAGACGAGAAUAACAGAGAUCUACUAAAUGCCAUAGAGGCAACCAUGAAUUUUAUGCAAACAGUAAACUUUUCGGUCAAUUUUGCUCUUUAUUGUAUAAUUAGUCCUUAUUUCCGGCGGACUUUACGUUAUAUGUUCUGUUGUCAUUGGUAUCACACGAGAAGACAGUCGUACAAAUUAAGUAUGUCGGAAAGUAAUUAUCAUAUGCCCUUGAAAAAAAUGUCAGGAUUAUUAAGAUAAAAUAUUCGUUACUUCAACUUUUGAAUUAUUUAAAUUACAAUACUAACAUUUUAUCUAUAAAUGAUAUACUCCUUCG
This is a messenger RNA of Mytilus trossulus (common blue mussel), 1497 nucleotides long. RefSeq names its product probable G-protein coupled receptor B0563.6. Gene Ontology annotation, biological process: G protein-coupled receptor signaling pathway. Gene Ontology annotation, cellular component: membrane. Gene Ontology annotation, molecular function: G protein-coupled receptor activity. The transcript has 2 exons. The record is from RefSeq and is a predicted model, not a curated record. NCBI's taxonomy places the organism in Eukaryota, Metazoa, Mollusca, Bivalvia, Mytilida, Mytilidae. Bases 306 to 1421 code for a protein of 371 amino acids.